AAAUUUGAGAAACUUUUUUCUCUCUAUUGUGGUAACAAGUUUACUUCGAGUUGACAACAGUUAAACAGUAUCAGAAGAAAAGUAUCUCUCUUUCAAAUUCGUGUCUCAACUUAAUUUUUGGAUUAAAAAUCUUUGUGAUUAACUUAAUUACCGAGUUUGACUUAUCUUCACUAUGGAUUAUGGUUUAUCAAUAAUUAACAAAUCAACACGUUUUACCAUCGGUUGUGUUAAUUGUUACUCUUUACCAUUAGUUGAAAACUUUUACUUCACUUUAUUAACUUCUUGAUUACCAAUUGAUUUUGUCUGUACAACUAUAAAAAAAAUCAUUUAAUUGUUUAUAUUGGCUUAGAAUCAGUUUACAACAAAUUGAUUAAACACUAAUCAUCAACGACAAUUAAUGCUAUCGAUUGUUAGUUUACAUGAGAUAACAUUUAAAAUCAAUACGAUGGCGAGUUUGAUUGAAUCUCUAUGGAGUGAUCACGAAAAGCCCAAGCGGAAGUACGUGCUCCCUGAUUAUCAAAAACACUCACUUGAUACUCGAGUUUAUCAUCAUGAUGAAAGAGAUGAAAAUUCAGUUUCUAAAUCGAUUAUCCUGAAAUCGUUCAAUUUAUCACCAAGUGAUUUCAAUUGUUCCAACAAUAACAAUAAUACCAAGGAUUUUGAUUGGAUUGAUUCAUCAGCUGAUAAACCCUACAACGAUUUCAACCCCAUACACAGCAACAACAAUAAUAAUAAUAUAAAGAAUCACAAUGAUAACAAUUCAAUUAAUCAUAAGUUUUCAAAUGUUCCCAACAAUCAGUUGAUUGAAAGCUACAUUAAUCCAACGGAUAAUGUUAAGAUUAUCAGAUCAACAUCGGAUUACAUGUUCUCUCAGUGUUUCUUUAUCCGUCACCUCAAUUCUGAUCGUUAUUUUAUCGGCAAAGUUUUCCCGAAAACCAAGAAAUUAGCAAAGGCUCGGGAAUUAAGGAGAGAGAAAAAAGUUUGGGAAAAAGUUUCAAUGAAUGACAAUUUCCUCAAACUAUUUGGUAUAUUGGAGAUUGAUAAUAGUAUUUGCCUUCUAACUGAAAACGUCCCUUACGUUUCAUUGAAAAAUUUAACCUCCGGCAAUAAAUCACUAGAUGAAUCUGAUGUGAUCGAUAUUUCAUCUCAAAUGGUCAUGGGAUUAGCUUAUCUUCAUGAUAACAAUAUCAUACACAGAGGAUUAACACCAAAUAGUAUUUUCAUCAACUGGAAAGGAUUAAUCAAAAUAUCAGAUCUUUCAACCUGCGAGGAGAAAGGAAAAUGUUUAUCUAUUCUUCCGGGUUCUUCUUAUAUUAAAUUCUCAUAUUGUGCUCCUGAGAUAUUGUUGGGUCUUCCUUAUGGAAUUGCAUCCGAUUGGUGGAGUCUCGGUUUAAUCAUCUACGAACUGUUAACUGGUCAAGUUUUACUUGACCCUUGGGAUGAAAAUUUACUUUGUAAAAAAAUGGCCAAGGAAAAUUGUAAACAAAUUCUUGAAGAUUUGAUUAGAUUGUCAUCUAAAUUAACGGAUAAACUUUCACCUGAAGCCAAUGGAUUAAUUAAAGGUUUACUUGAAAGGGAUGAUAAAAAGCGACUCAAAUGGACUCGAAACUCUGGAAUUGAUCAAAUUAAAUCACAACCAUUUUUUUCAUCAGUUAAUUGGGAUAAUUUGAAAAAUUGUAUCUCUGGUCAACGGAAAAUCAUGAUGGAUUUAAGUCUUUGUUCAUGGUACCCGGAAGUGAUUAAGAUUCAUCAAAUUCUGGGAUCAGAUUUGGGUUCCCUGUGGGGAGGUUGUCACCUCAUCUCAAAUCAUGAGACCGGUGACAAGGGCAUGAUGAAGGUCAUUUGGAAAUGUAAAAUGAGACGUAAUCAAAAUGGUUGGAAACAGGUAAUGAAUGAACGAUUGAUUUGGUCCAAAAUGUCAACUUGUUCACCUUAUAUACUUCCCAUGGUUGGUUUCUUUGAAACUGAGGCUACUUAUUCAUUUGUAAGCCAAUUUAUACCUUCAUGUGUUUCCCUUUCCUGUGUAAUUGUAAGCUCUCCACUUCCGGAAAAUGUUAUCCGAUUGGUUAUCGGUCAACUUAUACUUGCCAUUGACUCAGUUCAUCGUCAAGGUAUUUUACUAAGACACCUAUCACCUGAUUCUAUCCUUAUUGAAGCCUCUGGUCGUAUCUGGUUAACCGGAUUCACCUGGGCAAAGUUUACCAGGUAUUCAACUACUGGUCACUUUAAACCUGAAUACAGAGCACCUGAGGUCAUUCAAGGUCUUCAAUAUGGUAAACAAUCAGAUUGGUUUGCUUUGGGAAUCAUUGUUUUCCAAUUGGUCACCGGGUUAACACCUUUGUCCAUCUAUUGUACCAAAAAAUGCCUUAAAGAGGAUUCACUUUCAACCGAAACAUUAUUAAGAGCCAUGGAAACGAUUCCUAAAUUACUUGAAGGUGAUUCCUUUUCACCGGCAAUGAAAAGUUUACUCAAAGAUCUGCUUUCCUUUGAUGCUGAUAAACGAAUUGGAAGUGGACGUAAUUGUUUAAAAAGAUUCAAAGAUCAUAUUUUUUUCAGAGGUUUGGUUUGGAAAAAAUUGGAAAAAGCAAAUGAAUUUUCUUGAUCAACAAUUAAACUUUCUAAUAAUUAAUUAAUCAUGUUUAACUUUUUCAACCGUAAUACCAAUACAAGUAUUGAUUUCUCCUUGAUUGGCACAAUUAAAGGUUAAUCAAUUUGAAAAUUGAUAACAAUUUAUAAUACAAAUCUAAAUAUCUCACAA
This is a messenger RNA of Panonychus citri (citrus red mite), 2758 nucleotides long. RefSeq lists its product as uncharacterized. Gene Ontology annotation, biological process: intracellular signal transduction; peptidyl-serine phosphorylation. The transcript has 11 exons. The coding region runs from base 398 to 2602 and encodes 734 amino acids. Gene Ontology annotation, molecular function: ATP binding; protein serine/threonine kinase activity. The record is from RefSeq and is a predicted model, not a curated record. Lineage: Eukaryota; Metazoa; Arthropoda; Arachnida; Trombidiformes; Tetranychidae.